CUCUGGGCCGGGGACUUCAUUUCUGCCCUUUGGCAUUGGCUUAGAGACAGGGCCAGAGGUCUUCCAUCCCAGGCUAACCCCAUGUGCUUGGACCAGGCUGAAGCUAGGAGCCUGCAACUUGGGGUCUCCUACAGGGUGCAGGGCCAGGCUCCUGAACACCGGGAAGGAAUGGAGCCACUGGGACUUGAAUCGAUGCUGGCCACCCAGGAAAGUGUCCGGUGGCUCAGGCAGAGGCCACGUGUGGUGCUGGCCACCCUCCCAGGUUGCCUGCCCUGGCCAGGGGUCUGACCUUGUGGGCAUUGUGGGCUGAGGCCUCCUGACCCCAUCUGAGCGUGCCCUCUGCCCGCAGGGCCCCGAGCCACACUGCCCAUCAUGGAUCCGGAUCCCCAGGCAGGCGUGCAGGUGGGCAUGCGUGUGGUACGCGGCGUGGACUGGAAGUGGGGCCAGCAGGACGGCGGCGAGGGCGGCGUGGGCACGGUGGUGGAGCUCGGCCGGCACGGCAGCCCUUCGACACCUGACCGCACCGUGGUGGUGCAGUGGGACCAGGGCACUCGCACCAACUACCGGGCAGGUUACCAGGGCGCCCAUGACCUGCUGCUCUAUGACAACGCCCAGAUCGGCGUCCGCCACGCCAACAUCAUCUGUGACUGCUGCAAGAAGCACGGGCUGCGUGGCAUGCGCUGGAAGUGCCGGGUCUGCUUCGACUACGACCUCUGCACACAGUGCUACAUGCACGACAAGCACGACCUCAGCCACGCCUUCGAGCGCUACGAGACUGCCCACUCGCGCCCUGUCACGCUGAGCCCCCGCCAGGGCCUCCUGCGAGUCCCUCUGAGAGGCAUCUUCCAGGGCGCCAAGGUGGUGCGCGGCCCUGACUGGGAGUGGGGCUCCCAGGACGGAGGCGAAGGGAAGCCCGGCCGCGUGGUGGACAUCCGGGGCUGGGACGUGGAGACUGGCCGCAGCGUCGCCAGCGUGACGUGGGCUGACGGCACGACCAACGUGUACCGCGUGGGCCAUAAGGGCAAGGUGGACCUGAGGUGUGUGGGCGAGGCGGCCGGCGGCUUCUACUACAAGGAGCACCUCCCGAGGCUUGGGCGGCCCGCCGAGCUGCAGCGCAGGGUCAGUGCCGACGGGCGGCCCUUCCAGCACAGCGACAAGGUCCAGUGCCUGCUGGACACGGACGUCCUGAGGGAAAUGCAGGCAGGCCACGGAGGCUGGAACCCCAGGAUGGCGGAGUGCAUCGGACAGACGGGCACUGCACACCGCAUCACCCACCGUGGGGACGUGCGUGUGCAGUUCAGCCCUGACACCCCCUGGACCUUCCACCCCGGGGCGCUGACCAAGCACAACGCCUUCUGGGUGGGUGACGUGGUGCGUGUGCUCGAUGACCUGGACACGGUGAAGCAGCUGCAGGCCGGGCAUGGCGAGUGGACAGACGACAUGGGCCCCGCCCUGGGCCGCGUCGGGAAAGUGGUGAAGGUGUUUGGAGACGGGAAGCUGCGCGUGGCCGUGGGUGGUCAGCGGUGGACCUUCAGCCCGUCCUGCCUGGUGGCCUGCCGCCCUGCCGAGGACGCCAGUCUGGCUGCAGCCGAACCUGCACGGGAGAACAAAAGCUCCCUGAGCUUGGCCCUAGAGAAGCUGCGGGCCCAGAAGGGCGACCUGGAGCACCCGGGCAGGCUGGUGGCUGAGGUGGCCCUGGGCAACAUGGCUCGGGCACUGGAGCUCCUGCGGAGACACCCGGAGCAGGUGGACGCCAAGAACCAGGGCCGGACAGCACUGCAGGUGGCUUCCUACCUGGGCCAGGGGGAGCUGGUGCGGCUGCUGCUCCAGGGCAGGGCCAGCGUGGACUUACCCGACGAUGAAGGCAGUACAGCGCUGCACUACGCAGCCUUGGGGAACCAGCCGGAUGUGGCCCGGCUGCUCCUGAGUGCUGGCUGCGGGCCGAACGUGCUCAACCGCAGCCGGAGCUCGGCACUGCACGUGGCCAUCAGGAGGGGCUUCCUGGAGGUGGUGAGAGUCCUGUGCGAGCGCGGCUGUGACGUCAACCUGCCUGACGGGCGUGCGGACACACCCCUGCACGUGGCCAUCUCCGCGGGCACCAUUGCCAACAGCAUUGUCGAGGUCCUCACCGAAGUGCCAAGCAUUGAUGUCACCGCCAAGAACAGCCAGGGCUUCACGCUGCUGCACCACGCGUCACUGAAGGGCCACUCCCUAGCCGUGCGGAGGAUCCUGGCCCGCGCCCGUCAACUGGUGGACGCCAGGAAGGAGGACGGCUGCACGGCGCUGCACCUGGCCACGCUCAACAACCACCGCGACGUGGCCCAGAUCCUCAUCUGUGAGGGCCGCUGUGACGUGAACGUGCGCAACGGGAGGCUGCAGUCCGCGCUGCACCUGGCCGUGCAGCAGGCGCACGUGGGGCUGGUGCCGCUGCUGGUGGACGCGGGCUGCAGCGUCAACGCCGAGGACGAGGAGGGCGACACGGCCCUGCACGUGGCCCUGCAGCGCCAUCAGCGGCAGCCCCUGGCGGCGGCCGGGGGAGACCCUGCGCCCUCGCAGCUGCUGUCCAGGCUGCAGGCCUCGGGCCUCCCGGGCAUCGAGGAGCUGACGGUGGGUGCGGCCCUCGCCUGCUUCCUGGCGCUGGAGGGCGCGGACGUGAGCUACGCCAACCACCGCGGCCGCAGCCCGCUGGACCUGGCCGCCGAGGGCCGCGUGUACAAGGCCCUGCAGGGCUGUGCCCAGCGCUGCCGGGAGCGCCAGGCGGGCGGGGGCGCAGCACCGGGCCCCCCCAGCACCGUGACGAACCUGCACGCGGCCACCGCCGCGGGGCCCGAGGCCGCCGAGUGCCUGGUGUGCUCUGAGCUGGCGCUGCUGGUGCUUUUCACGCCGUGCCAGCACCGCACGGUGUGCGAGGAGUGUGCGCGCAGGAUGAAGAAGUGCAUCCGGUGCCAGGCGCUCAUCGGCAAGAAGCUGCGUGCAGACGGCUCGGAGGUGGCGGGCCCCGCGCCCACGCCCGGCGCGCCGCGGCAGCUGGUGGAGGAGCUGCAGAGCCGCUACCGGCAGAUGGAGGAGCGCAUCACGUGCCCCAUCUGCAUCGACAGCCACAUCCGCCUCGUGUUCCAGUGCGGCCAUGGCGCGUGCGCGCCCUGCGGGGCCGCGCUCAGCGCCUGCCCCAUCUGCCGCCAGCCGGUCCGCGACCGCAUCCAGAUCUUCGUGUAGCCGCGCCGGCCCCGCACCCGCCCGCCCGCCCGCCCUGU
Messenger RNA from Ochotona curzoniae (black-lipped pika), 3254 nucleotides. It is a transcript of the gene MIB2, whose product is annotated as MIB E3 ubiquitin protein ligase 2. The transcript has 18 exons. NCBI's taxonomy places the organism in Eukaryota, Metazoa, Chordata, Mammalia, Lagomorpha, Ochotonidae. Gene Ontology annotation, cellular component: cytoplasm. The record is from RefSeq and is a predicted model, not a curated record. Gene Ontology annotation, molecular function: protein binding; ubiquitin-protein transferase activity; zinc ion binding. Bases 373 to 3216 code for a protein of 947 amino acids. Gene Ontology annotation, biological process: protein ubiquitination.